GUCUUACCGACUGGUUGUAUCGUUAGCAUCAGGUCUUUUUAUCAUACCUUGCCUUUUUUAAUGUUCUGUCUGUAUUCUGUUGUGCCAGUCUCUACACAACAUAAUGAUUGUAUCGGCCUUUACAGCGAGUUUUACCUGACCUUCACAUGACUGUAAAAGGUAGUUUGAUUCUCAUGACCUUGACACUAUAUUAUGCCUUUCUGUUCGGAAGGCUGAGAACACUGUGACAGUGAUGGAGUUAUAUGUACUCUUUGUAGUGAAAUAGCACCUUACGUAAUUGGAUUUUUUGCCCGUACCACAGAUUCCUAUCUCGUGGUGGACAUCGAUUUUCUUUUCAUUGGUAAUGGAGCCGGUAUCCCGUGACCCGUGACACUUGCUGUGUGACAUUUCGACGAUUCGACGUAGGACUGAGCGCGUGCGACAAUUAUCUCGGAAUGCUAACAACUGUAUGAACGGUUCGUUAACACUAGUAUAGGUACGUCCAUUACAUGUAGCCAGCAUGCAGAUACGCCGGUAAAAUGUUUAAUAUAAACUACUAUAAAACACAGGCUGCCAGUCGUGUGAUGAGAAUACCAAACGUUUCUCCCCUCGGAAUGUUUCAUUGGAGCUGAGUUCAUUAAGAGUUCUCCAUUCCACAACAGUUUUAUAUUAAGUGUCUGUUUAAAACCAUGCUCCUGCCUCCUCUUCAUCAGCAUCUACUGCAGACCUCUCCAAACAUUCUCUACUAUCACUUAUUAGCAUAGCUAGAUAUCUGUGGCUGUCGACUCGUUCCUGACGGGAUUCUUUGUGUUUUGAUCGUAUUUUCUGGUUUGCACUAAUCUAGUACUGCGAAUAAUAUUUGUGGAAAAGGAUUUAAAAUACUCUGCUUUAAUACAAUUACAGAGCAGAUAGCUUUUUCUUUCUGUGGGAGGUUGCUGACGGUGCAUGUACCCCUCCAUAUCCAUCAGUUUUCAAACAAUAUGUUGUCAAGGCGGAAUUCCGACGGGAGCAUUGGCGACAAGAAUUCUGGAGCUCCUUGAUUUAACAAAGUUUGAGAUUUUAAAGUAAAUGUAUUGGUAAUCAGCGUCUGUUGUAUUGAUAUCUCAGUGUGACGUGACAUGAAUAUAUCGCUGGCAGACAUCGCGGAUACAGUAAUUGUAUUUUCGGGAAUACGCAACACUGUUCGGUCGAAAUAAAAGUGGUGCAUUUAACCUUCAUUGCAGCGUUUUGUAUAAAAGCUGGGAAUAUGGCACGAACAAACGCGUGCUUUUUGAUGCGUUAAGAUACGAUUGUGAACAGUUAACGGUCAGUUAACGUAUCAUUUCUGUUUUUCAUUAUAACUGCAAAAUAGCAACAAAGUGAGAACCAAGGAGGCAAAGGUUUAACUUCAUCUGUGAUUAUAUAUAUUCUCGUAAAUCCAGCUUUCUUACCAUAGCAACACUUCUUUUGCUGAGCACGUGAAGCCGUUAGUUUUUAUACAUGAGAAAAGCUGUGGUAUAAACCUUCCCGAGAUAAAUACAUUAUAAGACGUUUGUCGGUGAGAUACGAGCUCCUCCACUUUGCUGGGAUAGGGAGAGGAGAUACAGUACCUAUACAUUUGUACCGGCAGAUGUAAACUGAUAAGGAGAGAUGACAUAGGCCUGCUGCCGACAGCCUGGAAUGUUUGGUAAAGAGGCUGGGACAACGGUCCAUCCGUCCCUAGUUAUCCCGUAUUGUUCGUCCACAUUGCUGUGUAAUUCACUGUGGCGUCUGUGACAACCGGAUAUAUAAACACAGAAUUUCUAUAUUGACUUGAAACGUGUUACUGUUUGUUUGGAUAUAUUGAUAUUAAUUUUAUUUUUCCGUGCUCAGCUUUGUGUCGUUGGAUGUUAUAACGAGUGUGUGAAAUGGAUUUUACGACAAUUCAGGAGAAAUAUAGAGACCCGAUUGUCUUAUAAUUUGACGUUGAUGAAAUGAUUUAUCAGUGGCGUAAGGAUAUUCCCAUUGUUAGUCCAGCGUAAUACAGUGCGCUAUAGACAACGGACAGGCAGUGUACAACCUCGUCCACUUACAUCACCAAGAUGGAAUAUCGAUGAAUAAUACACACGGGGCAUCUCCUGUAUUGGGCAGGCAGGUUGUCUGCAUAGGCUUUCUACCCAUGUAUUAAACUGUUGAGGAAUGAUUAGCUUUUAUCUGCCGACCGGGAAUAAUAGGCAAAUCGGAGCUUUAGUCAUCCAGGAGUCAUUAGUGAUCCACGAAUUUCUAUAACUGGCCGUUUUACGUAAAUGAUGGAAACCACAGCAUUUAUUGAAUAUUUAUUAUUCUGAAAAUAGUUUCAAAAUCAUGAGUCACAUUUUACAGUGUAAUUGUGUAGGAAUUAAUUGUGACGUCAUCAUUACUUGAGCAAAUAUGUGUUCAAUCCUAGUAAAUGUCAAACGGAGUCUGUUUGGAGGCUCGUCCUACAACUGUCGUCGACACGAGGCCGCCUGGUCAGGCAGCUGGGGGUACGAGGAUGGCAGCGACGAUGAAGAUUCCGAAAGUUCAAACUCUCAACCUUGGAAAUUUUGGAGGAAGUUUAGUUUACGACGGAAGCGGGACCAGAAAUUUGACUGGAGCCAAUACGACUCGACAGACGGUCCCACUGGGGAGAAUGACAAGUCUUUAUUCAGGAGGAGUAAUAGUUUGAAACCACCUCCUAAACCUCCUCGACUCUUUAUCUUCCGGUCGUCGUCCAUCAGCACACCCCGAAACUCUACUGUUGUAGGUGGAUCGUCAGACCGGAACUCAUACGUCAUGUCACAAGCCUAUCAAAGCAAUCGUGGCAAAGAUGGCAACAUACCAACUGCGCAUGUCGCUCCAGUGAGGAAAGAAAAUGGUGUGAGCAGCAAUACUGUAGAGAAAAAGAAAAUGUCCGAAAAUAAUAAUAUUGAAAUCAGUAAACCUGUGUUACAGAAAACCACAGUUAGUAAAUUAGACUCGGAAAUCUCUAGCCUUAACUCCACUUUAACAUCCAGUAAAAUCAAAAUAGUGACACCAGACCUCACCCCUCGCAGAACACUGACACGUAGGAAGAAGUCGACUGGUUCAGUUGAGAAUGAGCGACACCGAGUGAUUUUACAAAGUGCUUCUGAACUAAUAUGUCAAAAACUAGACCCUUCAGAAUUCCUGGAAGAGCUUCAUUCGAGACAGGUGAUAUCGUCUGUGGACUUGCAAGCGUUCCGCGGACAUCCGGACAGACGACUUGUUUGUGAGAGUAUGAUUCAUGUGAUGACCGACGGAAAGCCCAAACAGUUUGAUUCAUUCUGUGACAUCCUUCGGGCUAGUGACGCUUAUCGUGACAUAGCCCUGAUUAUGGACGCCAUGAGUGACGUAUACGGUGUCAUAUCUGACAUUCCGUGUCCAAUCGUGGAGGACAACAGUACUUCGGUGGAGGAAGAGAAGACAAUCAAUUUUGAUGUUGGAUACUACAAUUGUGACACGGAGAUCAUGACGCCGGUCAUUCAGCUAGAGAAGGCGAGAGGUGACAGCAAGCGUUUCUCACGGGACUCGGCCUUCUACAAACGCUGUUCGCGGCUAUCUUAUCACUCAAUAACGUCAAAUGACGCUCUUAAACUGGAUGACGAUAUGCAUAUUACAGGAACACUUGUUAUAACCGUGUGUAUAUCUGGAUACUCUCUCCAUGGUGAGAGGUCAAAACGGCUGUCAGAAAUGCUUGGCAAACACCCAUGUAUACUAGAGCUCCAUAUUGGUAAAACGCAGCUGUCCGGAAAGGACGUAGGUUUUCUAUCGGAACCUUUAAAAACCUCUCCUAAUCUAUCUGUCUUAGAUUUACGACUCAAUUCAAUCGGUAACGAAGGUGCUAAAAUGCUGGCAACCGCCUUACACAAGAACACCAGCAUACGACAGCUGAACCUGUCAUCGACCGGGGUGGACAGCGAGGGCUGCAAACAUCUGGGCGAGGCCCUCAAACACAAUCCCGGGGUGACGGACUUGGACAUGAGCUUUCUGGAUAUUGCUGACAGUGGAUGUAUCAGUCUGGGAAAUAUGCUCAAACAAAACAGAUCAUUAAAAAAGUUACGCCUGCGCAGUGCAAACAUUUCCUGGAUUGGUUGUGGAAUAUUAUUUGAAGGUGUUCAACAAAGCAAGACACUAACGGAAUUAGAUUUGAGCAGGAACUUCAUUGGUGACGACGGCAUGGAAAUGAUGUGCCGUCAUCUCAACGACAAGUCCACACUAGUUGACCUCAAUUUGGAAAACUGUGGCAUCACUUCCGGUGGAUGUGCGAUGCUUUCAGACGUUAUUUUAAUGAACAAAACAUUACAUCACUUGGAUCUAAGUGUUAAUUUCAUUGCUGACGCUGGUGUUUUAAAAAUAUCAAAUGCCUUAGAACGAAAUAAAUCAAUCAAAACUCUCGGUCUAAAUAUGUGUGGAAUUACAAAUGACGGAUUCUCAAAAAUUCUUGAUAUUUUGGAAUGUAAUCCGACACUGACCUUGCUGAAGUUGUGUUACAAUAGGCUGGGUCGUGAACAUACCAACCCUUCUGCGACCUCGGACGAUCUACGCUACCGUGUUCGCAUUGUGACGUCAUCAAAUCCUAAACUUAAGCUUUUGCUUUGGGGAAAUGCAUUCGAUGAAGCGUGAUGGAUAUAUAACGAUUUGGAAUGCCUUGGAACAUCAGCCGAUCGUAACCCAUCAUAAUUUCAUUAAGUCUAGUUUACUUGAUUGUUUAUUUGGUAACUCUAUCUCGCUCAAAUUAUGGGCGUUUUCGAGUUAAUGGGGCUUGUAAAUAUUCAGUGAGAAUAUUAGCCAGAACAGGGGAUCAUCCUUAGCAGCUACAGUACAAUAAUAACCAUUCCACACUGUUUCGUUUUGUGUGUGGUUUAAAGGUUAUAGAAAAGAAUUUCUGGUUUACUGAUUUCCUGUUGGAAACAAAACCACGUUGUGUUAUGAGGAUAGCAUCGGGAUCUCAGAUCUUCAAAGCAAGUUUCGGUAUCGUUUAUGUGCUAUUGAAGAACUGAUGAAGUAAAGGGGCUUUUUCUUAAUGCUCUGUUACUUAACAUGUGUUCUCCCUUUGUAGGCAAAAUGAAAUAGAUCGAUCUUGCCAAGUGUAUCUGUACUUAUCAUAAUAACUCGGGGCUUCAUGUACGUUUUCAUUGCCCUGCAUAGUAAUAAAUGAAAUCUCUUAAGUCGGGUCAGAUUGUAGAUGUGUAAUGUCUUAAUAUCACAAUGUAAUCUUAAUACGGAAACAACUUCUUAAACACCCGUUAAAGAACAAAUUACAAACUUCCUAAAAUUCGUCAAUUUCAUCCAUUUCAAUAACACGUGAUCUGUAAUAUUUUUUGUUUGAACUUCUUACUAGAAAAAUCUCGUGAAACUGCGGUUAUAAAGUCGACAAAUUACUGACCUUGAACACUUGAUCAAUUACAAAAUAUCCCGAGCAUUGACCAAUCACUGACGACACAUAUCAUUACUGACUAGCUAGACAACUGUCCAGUAACUUCGACACAAUGUUCAUCAAUCAUUGACCAUCUAGAACAUUGACCGUCUAGAACAUUGACCAAUACUGUACAGUAAAUUACUCAGAAUUAUAUCCAAUACAUCGAUAACUACGAAGGCCGUUGAAACAUUGCCUAAUAUGCAAAUCAGGAAAUGGACCAAUCACUGUUAAGUAACCGGGACAAGGACCAAUGACUAAUUACCCAGACUACUGACCAAUCAUUAAUCAGAACGGAUGUCUAUAUGGCUAAGGUUCGCUUAAUUGUUGUGUUACGUUCAAUUAACUGUCAGGGUCAUUUAAGAACAUGCAAUUGGGGGUUUGAUUGAAAUUUGGGAUACCCACAGAAAAAAAUAAAGAAAAUAAAAAAUAAAUAAAAAAACACUAACCUGCGGCCCAACGUAGGCCUCGAACCCGCGACCGAGAGGUGUAAGGCUCGUGAAUGUUCCCAAAUCAAUCAAUAAUCACUUAACAAUGAUAAUAACAAAACAGUAUUUGAUAAAGGGUGAAAUAAAUAAUUAUUUGUUUGAAUUGAAAUAACCAGACACUGACUGUUGUAUAUAGGAUGGUACAUCAAAUCGAGAUGGAAUAAAAAAAACACUUACGAUUAAAUUCCAGUGCUUGAGGUCGGUACUAAGAGAUAGUGUAUUCUAAAACUAACACUUAUAGGUAAUAGAAGUGUAUGUACCGCACUGCAGUGUGUCACUCAUUACAUAUUCAUCGUGUACUCGCGCAGUCAAAGCGUCUGUUCUCGUAUAUAUAAUGUAAGUAAAAAUAAAGGAAGAAAAAUUAUAUUGAUUUAUUUUCGGGUACUUCCUGUCAAACAUCUAUAUUUUAGCUCAUUAAAUUGUAAACGUGUCAGUGUUUAUUACUGUUUUGUAGCCAGGAAUCAAAUCAGACGGUAUAUUAUCUAUAAUUUGUAUAAACUACAUGAUGAAGUAAUCACUAUUAUGACGUCAUAGAUGACAUUGGAAUAUUGGAUACUACUGACCCAUGCUGGAAGGUGGACAUCGUUUAAUUUGAAAUAAAUACCUACAGUAGAACCAAACACAUAAUUUCAGAAAGACAUCCUUUUCUGUGAGAUGUACGUAAUUUAAUGCUUUUUGCCAUAUUGAACACCAACGGUUUCAUAUACAUGGGCCAGUUGUAUAACUUGUGUGCAAUUAUAUAUAUAUUUAUCUGAAGGAAAAUCUAGCAUUUGUAUAUCUGCUCGUAUAUUUAUUCUAUAGAAACUACAUAUUUAUAUGUAUGUGUUUGAUAUUUUACACGGAAUACUAUUACUGCUUGGCUUCUCAAUGGUCCUACCUUAUUUAUUAUGAACGUGCAUGCACGUGUUUUCGGAAACUAUUAUUAGUACUGCAGCUAUGUAUAGUACUACAAUGUUCUAUGUCGCUAAUGCAACAAUAAUACCAGUGCUGAAGUGUCACUGCAUACAGAUCGUGUAUAUGUGUGUUCGUGAAUGUUACAGGUAUUGUGAUUUACUUACACUGGGUUUGUUACUAGCACAUGGGCUUGUAAAGAGUUUAUGGGGGAUAAGGGUUUAGAUGGCAUACUGUAACUAGUAAAGGGACCAACGAAAUAGCAGAGAGAAGUUCACCAGCCUCCGAAAAAUCGCUGGUAUUCGGUCAAAUACUAUAGAGAUCACUAGUACAAACAUACUCAUAAUUGAGUAUUCAACUAGUUAUAGUCUACGACACAAACCCCCACCCUCCAGAAUCAUUAUUACAUGCCCCUGUGGUUACUAACGUUACUAGUACUAUGUAGGUAACCGACAAUACGUUAUAUCUAACAACGUGAUCGCUGUCUCUGUUAUUUAGUGUUAAAUUACGUAUAAAUACACAUGGCAGCUUUAUACGGUAUGAGACACAAAGCUCAGAACCAUGUGGGAAACAGUAACCUCCCCUAGCUGUUAUAACAUUGUAAUCAGUAAUUAGCUAUGAAUAUCAUAUUCAAUAUUAAAAUAUUGUCACAAACAUCAGAGCACGUCCGAAAUAUCUUGCAACAUAUUCAGGCAGGAGACGUGAGGCUAUUUUCAAAAUCCAAGGGUUUCACUUUUAAAUCAUACCCAUCUUUCUUGUACCCAUAGAAUUACGUUGUAGAUAAUACAAGUCAUCUACACUGGCAAAUGUUAGGAAUCUCGCUCACUAAGGGUAUUUUGACAAAUAAAAAUGAUUUGGUUGCAGAAUAAAUCCAGAAUUUACUGGCUUUGAUUAGGGUUAGUCUCCGUGGUAUUGUUGAUUAGGGUUAGUCUCAUUGGUAUUGUUGAUUAGGGUUAGUCUCCUUGGUAUUGUUGAUUAGGGUAAGUCUCCCUGGUAUUGUUGAUUAGGGUAAGUCUCCGUGGUAUUGUUGAUUAGGGUUAGUCUCAUUGGUAUUGUUGAUUAGGGUUAGUCUCCUUGGUAUUGUUGAUUAGGGUAAGUCUCCCUGGUAUUGUUGAUUAGGGUUAGUCUCCUUGGUAUUGUUGAUUAGGGUUAGUCUCAUUGGUAUUGAUGAUUAGGGUUAGUCUCCUUGGUAUUGUCGAUUAGGGUUAGUCUCCUUGGUAUUGUCGAUUAGGGUUAGUCUCCUUGGUACUGUCGAUUAGGGUUAGUCUCCUUGGUACUGUCGAUUAGGGUUAGUCUCCUUGGUAUUGUUGAUUAGGGUAAGUCUCCCUGGUAUUGUUGAUUAGGGUUAGUCUCCUUGGUAUUGUUGAUUAGGGUUAGUCUCCUUGGUAUUGUCAAAGAAAGCAUUGACCAUCGGGAUUCAUGUGGUUACUAUAUCAAUGAACGAUAAAAUAUUCAACAGUACGAUUGGAAUCAAUGAAAUGACUAGCCACGAGCGUUCGAUAUUUUUGGGACAUGUUUCAAUAGUGAAGCUAAAAUCAAGGUAUCGAUAACGAAACCCUUGGAUUUUAAAAAUCGUAUGAUAUCUACCCAAGUUAUUGCUCUGGAAGUAAUAUGAGAAUAGACCUGCUAAAACCUGUAUCUGUUUCUCAUAAUAAAAUAAGUUUAAAUCAAUCCAUCAGACCUGCCGUCCUUGAAAUGGCCUGAAAACAAAUGAAAGCAAAAAUGCACAUGCGUUUCACGCGCGCACAAUUUUUACGACAUAUACUCCUGUCGGGUUUGCCUUGUUGAUUAUGAAUCACUCGGAAUGCUCCGCAUCUGUAAAUUAUGUUUUUGUACGUCCCGUCUUGUCUACAACACUGCUGAUUAUCCAGGCCCGUCAAACUUCUAGACAUGUACAAUAAAUGUUGGACAGGUUAGACAAAAUAAUACUUAAAAUAUAGGAAGGGAGUAUAAACUCAAAUCAGGAUUAAUAUGAGAUAUUUAUGAUCAAUUAAUGUAAACGUAAUGACAAUUGGUAAAUACUCUGUUAUAUUUAUUGUGAGAUUAUUUAACCUUUGACCUUUCUGUAGUGAUUUGACCAGUAAGGUCUGUCCGAUAAUUAUCAUAUAACUCUCAUUGAGACAACGUUUCAUCUAUAACCAGACUCAUUUUCAUUUGUAAAUUAAUAAACAGUUCAAACAUC
Molecule: messenger RNA, 8953 nt
Organism: Ylistrum balloti
Lineage: Eukaryota; Metazoa; Mollusca; Bivalvia; Pectinida; Pectinidae
Exons: 2
Coding region: 2368-4599 (743 amino acids)
Molecular function (GO): protein binding
Source: RefSeq, a predicted model, not a curated record